AUGAACAAUGUACUGGAAGUCUCAGUCAUCUUCGGUUUCCGCCCUGUUGUGCGCCGGCUGUAUGGCCACAAACAGAUCUACUAUUCAGACAAGUACUUCGAUGAGCACUAUGAGUACCGGCAUGUCAUGUUACCCAGAGAACUUUCCAAACAAGUACCAAAAGCUCAUCUAAUGUCUGAAGAGGAAUGGAGGAGACUUGGUGUCCAACAGAGUCUAAGCUGGGUUCAUUACAUGAUUCAUGAGCCAGAACCCCAUAUUCUUCUCUUUAGACAACCUCUUCCAAAAGAGCAAAAUGAAGUCUAUCUAUUAAAUCUUUCGCAAAUUUAA
Molecule: messenger RNA, 327 nt
Organism: Sciurus carolinensis (gray squirrel)
Lineage: Eukaryota; Metazoa; Chordata; Mammalia; Rodentia; Sciuridae
Product: cyclin-dependent kinases regulatory subunit 2-like
Exons: 2
Coding region: 1-327 (108 amino acids)
Biological process (GO): regulation of mitotic cell cycle
Cellular component (GO): cyclin-dependent protein kinase holoenzyme complex; SCF ubiquitin ligase complex
Molecular function (GO): ubiquitin binding; histone binding; cyclin-dependent protein serine/threonine kinase activator activity
Source: RefSeq, a predicted model, not a curated record